Messenger RNA from Fimicolochytrium jonesii, 1093 nucleotides. Its product is annotated as small-subunit processome. The record is from RefSeq and is a predicted model, not a curated record. NCBI's taxonomy places the organism in Eukaryota, Fungi, Chytridiomycota, Chytridiomycetes, Spizellomycetales, Powellomycetaceae. Gene Ontology annotation, cellular component: nucleolus; small-subunit processome. The transcript is spliced from 2 exons. The coding region runs from base 195 to 1067 and encodes 290 amino acids. Gene Ontology annotation, biological process: rRNA processing.
CCUGUUCUAUUUUUGUCGACGCACAUUAACCGUCCUCACUUUGACUUUGUGAACAGCCCCAGGCCCCAUAGAGCUUUCCACAAACUGUAAGUUCAACAGCGUCGAAGAGCAAGAGGCAUCUCUUCAGGGCCCAGCUGGUCCGCCUCUUUCCACACCACCUCGAAUAGUUUGGCAACGGCAAAAUAAAAACCGCCAUGUCGUCCCUCCGAAAUGCCGUCCAACGGCGUAACCACAAAGAGCGGUCCCAAUUAUCGUCCCGCGAGAACCGUGGUCUUCUCGAGAAGCACAAGGACUAUGUGCUCCGUGCACGGGACUACAACCGCAAGCAAAAGACCUUGAAGACGCUCCGCCAGAAGGCGUCAUUCAAGAACCCGGAUGAAUUCUACUUUGGCAUGGUCAAUGCCAAAACGAGGAAAGGAGUACAUACGUUGACGAGGGAGCGGGAACAGCAGUUCGAUCACGAGUUCUUGAAGUUGUUGAAGACGCAGGAUGUAGGAUAUGUCAACUAUCAGAAGAGUCUCAAUGCGAAGAAGAUUGAGAAAUUGCGGAGUGGGCUGCACUUUUUGGAGGAGGGCGACGAACCGGUAGAUGAGGGGGACGGUGGGGACAAGAUGGAUUUGGAUGACGAGGAUGAUCCCAUUCGGUACGACUUUAUGAAGCUGGAUGAGGAAGAUGAGGAGGAGGUGAAGAAACCGCCAAGGGCUUCCAGCUCGUCAAAGCCGAAGCUGAACCAUACGAUAUUUGUUGACACUGAGGAAGAAGCAAAAAACUUCGAUGCCGCAAAACACUUUGAUACCCAGAAGGAGCUCCUCCAUCGCAAAUAUAAUCGGCCGACGAACCAGAUGCUCGAAACGUGCGAAUUGCCAGAGGUUGCUAAGAGCUCAAAGAAGCGUGAGAAGGCGUAUAAGGAGCUUGCAGCGCGGUUGGACCGCGAGGAACAGUUGCGGAAAGCGCAGCUGGAAAUGGAAGUGCAGAAGAACCUGAUGGGCAAAGGGCCAAAGCAGAAGGUCGGCGUGGAUGCGAAGGGGUUGCCGAUAUAUAAGUGGAAAGCGGUCAGAAAGCGAUAGAGUUGAGCGCAUUGCAUUUGGAAGCU